Molecule: messenger RNA, 1167 nt
Organism: Cantharellus anzutake
Lineage: Eukaryota; Fungi; Basidiomycota; Agaricomycetes; Cantharellales; Hydnaceae
Exons: 3
Coding region: 1-1167 (388 amino acids)
Biological process (GO): regulation of DNA-templated transcription
Molecular function (GO): zinc ion binding; sequence-specific DNA binding; protein binding
Source: RefSeq, a predicted model, not a curated record
AUGGCCGAGACUAUGUCAAUGCCUGCUCCUUUCCCACCAUCGUCAAAGCAAGCCCUCCCUUCCUCCGGCGUAUGGGAAUGGACAAAGAGACGUAAAUGGGCUGACCUCUUAGUGAAUGAGCUCGCUGGCACGAUUAUCCUUGUUCUCUCGCCAAAUGCUGAAGUACUCUACUGCGGUGCAGCCGCUGUUGAGUUACUUGGUUGGAAGGAGGAAGAUGUCGUGGACACCUCUCUCAUCAGUUGGAUGCACGUGGGUGACCAGCCGGGCUUCAUGACACAUUUCAAGCACUGUGUUGAGUCUCAGUCGGAGCUGUCAACGUUUGCCCGCUUCAGUGGGAAAACCAAUGAUGGACGGUGGCAUCUGUUCGAGAUCAGAGGUCAUCCUUACUUCGACCAAGCCACCCCUGAGGAAUGCAAGUGCUUCUUCGCUAUGGCACGUCCGUACCCAAGUCGCAACACUGCCAUGCUCGACUCGUUCCUUGAGCUCAAGAUUGAGAACAUGCGUCUUCGUCAACGCCUGAUGGAGCUCCGUCCGUCGAACUAUCCUCCGCCACCGUACCUUAGCGCCCCCGCUAUCUCCAACGUUAGGGGCGGGGACGAGUCUGGCCCGAUGUAUCAACCCUCUGCACCGUACUUCCCAGCUGCUGGCGGCAGGUCUACAUUCGGCGCGGAAGAGUACGCGUACGAGCGAGACCGUUUGCGUGAACGGGAACGUGAGCGCGAACGCGAACGCGAACUUCAACGCGAGAGGGAAAGAGAACGCGAGUUUCGCGAGCGGGAGCGCGAACGUGAACGCGAGUUGGGUCACUCUCAGUCUCAAACCCGUGUGAGACAGCGGGAGGAAAGUAGCGAUGACAGGGAGGAACCUGCCAGGAAAAAGAAGGUUCGCAAAGCCCCUGCUGGCGCACAACAGUAUGUCUGUGUUACAUGCGGGAGGACUGAUUCUCCUGAGUGGAGGAAAGGCCCGUUAGGCGCCAAGACCCUUUGCAAUGCUUGUGGAUUGCGCUGGGCGAAGCGCAAUCAGAAGCGCAAGAACGACAGCAACAGUGCGGCUACCGCCAAUACCUCUCAAGACGUUAGCGCUAGCAGUGCAGGCGGUGCUACCUCCACUGGGGAUCGCAACACGUCACCCGUUGAUACCGCUGAUGGCGAUGCUAGCCAGGCUUGA